GGGGGGUGGGGUUGGUGCUGCGCCGUUCUCUUGUCAGGCGACGAGCAGUUAUGAACGCUAGUAUUAUUAAUGGCUUUUAUCCUGGCAUUUCUUCCGACAAGCUAGGAGCAGUUUCGUUCCCCUUCUUCCCUUUCAUCCUUACAACAUCCCUGCGAGGUGUUGACUGUGCCAUUAUAUCAAAAUUAUGGGAUUAUUUGACAAGCUAGCAGGCUGGCUUGGUCUGAAGAAGAAAGAAGUUCAUGUUCUGUGCCUUGGGUUGGACAAUAGUGGCAAGACAACAAUUAUUAACAAGCUAAAACCAUCUAAUGCUCAAACUCAAGAUAUUGUUCCCACGAUAGGAUUCAGUGUAGAAAAAUUUAAGACAUCUAGUUUGUCAUUCACUGUGUUUGAUAUGUCGGGUCAAGGUAGAUACAGAAAUCUUUGGGAACACUACUACAAAGAUUGCCAGGCCAUUAUUUUUGUCAUUGAUAGCAAUGACACACUAAGAAUGGUUGUGGCCAAAGAAGAACUUGACACUCUCUUGAAUCAUCCAGAUCUUAAACACCGACGAAUACCAAUUUUGUUCUUUGCAAACAAGAUGGACCUCAGGUUUGCUGUGUCAUCAGUAAAAGUAUCUCAGUUAUUGGCUUUGGAGAACAUCAAAGACAAGCCAUGGCAUAUCUGUGCUAGUGAUGCUCUUAAAGGAGAAGGUUUGCAAGAAGGUGUAGACUGGCUUCAAGAUCAGAUCCAGGCAAUGAAGACAUGAAAAACCAAUGAAUUAUGAAAAUGUCAUAAAGAUAAUUUGUAGAUGUUUAUGAUGACCUCUUGAAGAUGAAGACUUUUUAUAGGUCUGUUCUCUUCUGUUGGCUUUUAUAAAAGCCCAAUAAAAAUAAAAAUAAA
Molecule: messenger RNA, 879 nt
Organism: Lacerta agilis (Sand lizard)
Lineage: Eukaryota; Metazoa; Chordata; Lepidosauria; Squamata; Lacertidae
Gene: ARL6
Product: ADP ribosylation factor like GTPase 6
Exons: 8
Coding region: 185-745 (186 amino acids)
Biological process (GO): cilium assembly; intracellular protein transport; vesicle-mediated transport
Cellular component (GO): cytoplasm; axoneme
Molecular function (GO): GTP binding; GTPase activity
Source: RefSeq, a predicted model, not a curated record